Fusarium vanettenii 77-13-4 is the source of this 1314-nucleotide messenger RNA. RefSeq lists its product as uncharacterized. The coding region runs from base 1 to 1314 and encodes 437 amino acids. Lineage: Eukaryota; Fungi; Ascomycota; Sordariomycetes; Hypocreales; Nectriaceae. Gene Ontology annotation, molecular function: oxidoreductase activity; FMN binding. The transcript has 4 exons. The record is from RefSeq and is a predicted model, not a curated record.
AUGACCCCCCGACGAUACCCUGCUAGCCCAACCGAUCCCAGCCCUCUGGGGAAACCCUUGACUUUUGAAUUCAGCGGCAAGGCGGCCAAGAAUCGAUUGCUCAAAGCUGCCAUGACUGAACGCUUAUCGACCUGGCAUCCUAACAACUUGGAAGAGCGAGGUGGGGAAGGUGGCUUCGGUGUCAUAUUGACCGGCCAUAUCAUGAUUGCAUACGACCAACUAGAAGCAGCCGGGAAUAGCGUUGUAUCUCGUGAUGCGCCCUUUUUUGGGGAGCGCUUCGAGGCAUUCAAGGAGAUGGCUUCUGUCACCAAGCAGCAUGGCAGCUUAGCUGUGGCACAGAUUAGCCAUCCUGGACGUCAGGUUGGCAACCUUAUUCAGAAGAACCCCAUCUCGGCCAGUGACGUGCAGCUAGAAGUCGAAGUCAUGGGCAUGCAUUUUAACAAACCUAAAGCAAUGGAGGAGAACGAUUUCAAGAAUGUCGUUGAAGGUUUUGCUCACGCCGCCGAAUACCUUUACAAAGCAGGCUUCGACGGCAUACAACUACAUGGCGCACACGGUUAUCUCCUAGCUCAAUUCCUUUCACCAACCACUAAUAAAAGGAGGGAUAAAUACGGUGGUUCUAUUGAGAAUCGCUCCCGCCUUAUUUUUGAGAUUGCCGACGCCAUCCGUACUCGCGUCACUGAUCCGUCAUUUAUCAUCGGCAUCAAGGUGAAUAGCGUCGAGUUUCAGGAAGGAGGUUUCUCUACCGAGGAUUGCGAAAUUCUCUGCCGGAACCUAGAGCAACACGGUUUCGAUUUUCUAGAGCUAUCAGGUGGAACCUACCAGAGCCUGGGUUUUACCUAUUAUAGGGAGAGCUCCAAGAAGAGAGAAGCUUUCUUCCUCGAUUUCGCAGACAAGAUCAUCCCGGAGCUGUCAAAGACGAAGGCCUAUGUCACGGGUGGCCUUAGGACAGUGAAGGCCAUGGUUGACGCUCUCGAUACGGUCCACGGCGUCGGCCUUGGUCGACCUGCAACGCACGAGUUCGAUCUUGCAGCCAAGAUUUUGAGUGGCGAAGCAAAUAGUGCAAUUGACUAUCUCCUUGAUGAGCAAAACUUUGGAGUCACGAACAUUGCAUCUGGGGCACAGAUACGUUUGGUGGGCAAGGACAAGCAGCCGCUCGACCUCAGCCGAGAGGACCAUUUGAAAGCAUUCCAGGAUUCUAUGACCCAAUGGGGCCAAGGCAUGACGCAAAACAAGGACAACUUUAAAUUUGGUUUCGUUGAUAUUCAAGGAGUUCGGUUGGAGCCAUACGGCGCCUCCUACGCGUCAGCGUAA